This is a messenger RNA of Polistes dominula (European paper wasp), 895 nucleotides long. Its product is annotated as ribosomal RNA small subunit methyltransferase NEP1. Gene Ontology annotation, molecular function: rRNA binding; rRNA (pseudouridine) methyltransferase activity. Gene Ontology annotation, cellular component: nucleus; small-subunit processome. The record is from RefSeq and is a predicted model, not a curated record. NCBI's taxonomy places the organism in Eukaryota, Metazoa, Arthropoda, Insecta, Hymenoptera, Vespidae. Gene Ontology annotation, biological process: rRNA base methylation.
CCAAAGUCGAUAGUACGCAAGGUCGAUAAUAACAGAUGUGUAGUAUGCUGCGAGUUAACCUCACUCUUUAGAAGCAUGCAAGUGUAGACUGCAUAAAUAUUAGUACUGUGCAGUUAAGAAUUUGUUAAUAAUGGGUCAGAAAAGAAAAAAUCGUGAGGAAAAGGAUGAUUUUGAAUAUGAUCCUUCUCCUAAGCAUCUUCAUGUAGCACAUAUUAAAAAUCAAGAAAAACGUCUUAUUAUUAUUUUAGAAAAUGCACAAUUAGAAUCGGUUAAGGUUGGUAAUAGUUUUGAAUUAUUGAAUUGCGAUGACCAUUUAAGUAUAUUAAAAAAGAAUAAUCGAGAACCUGGCUCGUGUAGACCAGAUAUAACGCAUCAGUGUUUACUAAUGUUGAUGGAUAGUCCUUUAAACAGAGCAGGCCUUCUACAAGUUUAUAUACAUACUGAAAAAAAUGUAUUGAUCGAAGUGAACCCACAAACAAGGAUACCAAGAACGUUCAAACGAUUUGCUGGUCUUAUGGUACAACUAUUACACAAAUACAGUGUCAGAGCAUCAGAUGGACCGAUGAAGUUAUUAAAGGUUAUUAAAAAUCCAUGUACGAAUCAUCUUCCAGUUGGUUGUAAAAAACUCCUUAUGUCAUUUAGUUCGAAAACAAUAAAAAAUCCAAGAGAAUUAGUGCCAACGGAAGAACCAAUCGCUAUAGUUGUAGGAGCAAUGGCACAUGGACAAGUACAAACAGAUUAUACGGAAGAUACUAUAUCUAUCAGUAACUACCCUCUUUCGGGUGCAGUAACAUGUAGUAAAUUGUGCACCGCUUUUGAAGAAGUUUGGAAUAUAGUUUAAGAAAUAAAUUAAUUAUAUGAUCUAUAAAUAAUAGAAAUAUUCGUCUAGUGUUAA